CGGCUACCGCAUUAUACGUAUAGACUGUAAUUGUAUAUAUAAAGAGAGUUUAAUUGAACCGCACUUCUACAUUCCUCUUCGCUUCCGUUAUACAACAAAAACAUACGCCUGGCUCGGAACACCUGACCCCCACUAUGGCAUCCUAUAAAGUUACCAACUGUCAUCCUUCGCAUACGGUUGCCUUUGGUGAGACCAUACAACACGACAGUGACGAAAAUACAAACGAAGCUAUACCUGCACUCAUCACGAGCUUGGACGAAUUUCCACCUUUACAAUCGUCUGCAAGCACUGCUGGAAAACUAGCACAAGACAUCCGAGAAUGGCAGGUUAUCCUUCCACGAGAUGCCGACAUCAACGAGGGUCUCACAAUUUCUUCCGGCAUUGAAUACAAUGAUACUACUGAGGAUGAUGGUUUCGACAACGACAAAGAUACUGCUUCUGACUGGCAACAUGUUGAAUAUCAAAAGUUGUCGCAGUCAUCUUUUGCUGAGAUUGCCGCUCGUGCUGGUGAAGACCAUUCGCCUAUUCCAAACGAACGAUUUUUCACGAGCAUCCGAAAGCACAAGAAUGAAUCACAGCGAUCAGAAAAGAACGCCGUUAAAUAUGAUAAAUCUAGUGCAUCGACUACAACGCAGAAACAAGUUGAUUAUGGUGAGACGUAUGACCACUACUGUUACGGCCAUCGAUCGCUGCAUCAUCACUACAAUGUCUUCAAGGCAAGCCGCGAAAGUGUCGAGCUACGAAAGCAUUACGCACUUCGACGCAAGCAGAACACGAUCGAGAUCGCCUUCCGUCGUCGCAUGCGAACCUUGCCUGAAACCUUGGCCCGCCAGGAAAACCGUAGCAACAAAAUCAGGAAACUAAUCCAGGUCGUUGAAUCAAAGAAAAAGGCUGCUGAAGACAACUUAUGCCCCACUGUAUGGAAUCAAUGGGUGCCAAGUCUUCCAUGGCAUGGCACGAGUUUCUCGCAUAUUUUUGGCAGCAAGAACCCCAACCAGAAAGGCCACAAAAAGAAAGUGUACAGCAAUAUAACCAAGGCGAAUCUCGUUCGUACUCAGUUGUUGAAUGGUUUGAUUGAACACGGAAUGAUUGCUGAGCCAACCGCCGGAAAGCAGACGACCCUCCGGGAAGAAGAAGAACGCGCGAUCGAAAUGUACGCUCGUAGAAUCGCAUGUAGAAAUCAUCGAGCCCUCAUACAAGCUUGGUGUUACGGCAAGGAAUGGCAAUACUACGGCACCCUUCUUAUUGCUUUGCAAGACAUUUUAGAAACUCGAUAUCGGAAGAUGCUGAAUGACUUGACUUAUGGUUACAACGAGAAAGGCAGUGAUAAAGCAAUCUUGAAGUUGUUGUACAAGGAGCUUCCACGCUGCUACUACAAACCUGGAAAUAGAAAGUAUCGAAAGCAGCAUGUCCAAUUUUUUGUACAAAAACAAAAAAACAAAAACGAGGAGCUAUAACGCUCUACAUAUUAAACAGACGUUUUAUAAUAAAAAC
Molecule: messenger RNA, 1494 nt
Organism: Zychaea mexicana
Lineage: Eukaryota; Fungi; Mucoromycota; Mucoromycetes; Mucorales; Lichtheimiaceae
Exons: 1
Coding region: 135-1457 (440 amino acids)
Source: RefSeq, a predicted model, not a curated record